Messenger RNA from Beta vulgaris subsp. vulgaris (sugar beet), 2564 nucleotides. RefSeq names its product probable galacturonosyltransferase 6. The record is from RefSeq and is a predicted model, not a curated record. The transcript is spliced from 9 exons. Gene Ontology annotation, molecular function: polygalacturonate 4-alpha-galacturonosyltransferase activity. Lineage: Eukaryota; Viridiplantae; Streptophyta; Magnoliopsida; Caryophyllales; Amaranthaceae. The coding region runs from base 247 to 2091 and encodes 614 amino acids.
AUUAAGCUAUCGCUUUAAUAAUAAGAUACCUUACAUUACAUUACAACACAGCGCUAACAUGGAAGCUUUUUUCUCUCUCCUCUUAACUUGAUCGACAUUUUCCCCCUUUUUUUCCUCAAUUCUGUAAUAUUUCAAAUCCCUAAUUUUUCGGAAACCCUAGAAAUUCAUUAUUAUUACUCUUACAAUACAUUAAUUGAUCGCAUUAUAAUUUGUAAUUUUACGGAAUUAAUUUGAUUUGAUCGAUUUAUGAAGCGGUUUAGAAGAUGGCAGAGGAUCUUCAUCCUCUUCCUUCUAUCGAUUUCUGUGUUUGCGCCGCUUGUUCUUGUUUCAAUGAGACUAAAAACUCUCACUUCUGAAGGUGGAAGUGGAUUCGUUGAAGAUUUGCCAAAUAUUAUGCAGCAAAUCAAGUCAGAUGUAAUACUACUAAAUGCAGUUGGACAGGAGGAAGCAAGGGAGGAUGUAAAAGAGCCUAAUCCAGAUGUUUAUAGAGAUCAGAAUUACACUGUAGUUAAUUCUAGUCAAAAUCAGGGUGGAAAUUCGGCGGUGCCGGUUUUGAGGACCAGUGAGAGCAAGAUGCAUUAUAGAUCAGAGAGAAUUGCAAUUGAACAAAAUGUUGGAGAAAAAGUCAUUCAGCCAAGGGAAGAAACCACCAGAAAAAUCAAGGACCACACAAAUCAAAGAUCUAGUCAACAUGAUCAUGGAAUUCGAGCCCCACGUUUGACAACAGUUCCACAUGGCAACAGAUCGCCUUAUGCUACACGGAAGGCUACAGAUGAGAAGUUAAAGCAAAUGAAAGAUCAGGUGAUUAGGGCCAGGGCAUACCUGAGUUUUGCUACGGCUGCAGGUAAUACCCAUUUAGUGAAAGAGUUGAGGUUACGUAUAAAAGAAGUCGAGCGAGCAUCGGGGGAAGCCAGAAAAGAUUCAGAUUUGUCAAGAAGUGGCUUGCAGAAAAUCAAAUAUAUGGAGAACACCUUGUCAAAAGCAAAUCAUGUAUACCCGGUCUGCUCAAACAUGGCUAAUAAGCUCCGUGCUAUGACACACAGUGCUGAAGAACAAGUUCAGUCACAGAUGAAGCAAACAUCAUUUCUCACAGAGCUUGCAGGAAGAACAACUCCAAAAGGCCUUCAUUGUCUUUCUAUGAGGCUCACUACUCAGUACUUUACGUUGCAGUCUGAGCAGCAAAUUCUUCCCAAUCAGCAGAAUGUUUACAACCCAAAUCAUUUUCAUUAUGUUACCUUCUCUGACAAUGUCUUGGCCGCUGCAGUAGUGGUGAACUCCACAGUGUCAAAUGCCAUGGAACCAGAGAGAGUUGUCUUCCAUGUGGUGACAGAUUCUCUGAACUUUCCUGCAUUCUCCAUGUGGUUCUUAUUAAAUCCUCCAGGAAAAGCCACUGUCCAGGUCCUGAAUGGGCAAGAUUUUCAGUGGUGGAACACUUAUGAAGCAUCACAUGGGAAGCAGAGAGCCCAUGAUCCUAGAUAUUCAUCUCUACUUAAUCACCUUCGCUUUUACCUUCCUGAAAUUUUCCCACGGCUGGAUAAGAUAGUAUUUCUCGACCAUGAUGUGGUGGUCCAAAGAGAUCUAAGUGGUCUCUGGACUAUCGAUAUGAAGGGGAAAGCUAAUGGUGCAGUAGAGACGUGCCAAGAAGACAAGUCUUCAUUCAGAAGGAUGAAUAUGCUCAUCAAUUUUUCAGAUCCGAUGGUCGCCAAGAAGUUUGAUGCCAAUGCAUGUACAUGGGCAUUUGGGAUGAAUUUAUUUGACCUAAGACAGUGGAGGCAACAUGAUUUGACCUCAAGCUACCGUAGAUUCCUACUAAAGGGUAAUGAAAGCCCUCUUUGGAAGGCAGGAAGUUUGCCUUUAGGUUGGGUCACUUUCUAUAAUCGGACAGUACCUUUGGACCAACGAUGGCAUCUUCUAGGAUUAGGGUUUGAUUCAGUGUUGAAGUUGGAGGACAUUGAACAGGCAGCAGUUUUACACUAUGAUGGAAUCAUGAAACCUUGGUUGGAUAUUGGGAUAAAGAAGUACAAAGCAUACUGGAUCAAAUUCGCCAAUUUUGAUCAUCCUUACAUGCAACAAUGUAAUCUUCACGGGUAAUAGUGUAUUUAGUUCAAACUGAAACUUUAGAUCACACGUUUGUUUGGAACCACAUGAAGGAAGGUUCCUCUUACCAUACAUACACCCGAGGCAUGUCGGGGGAUUGCAGAUACAUCAAAGAUCAGGAAUGUUGGUUACCAACAGCAGCAGCAACAACUCACAUUAUAUUCUUUUGCCAAUAUUGGCACGUCAUUAGCUGAUCUUCUUGAGUCAUACAAACAGAUACAAACAUAGUUCAUUCUUUGUUCUGAUAAUUCAUGUAAAUUCAGCUGAUAUAAUUUAUUCAUUUUCCCGGUUAUCCUGCUCAGAAUAUUAGGGAGCUGAUCUGAGCCAGCUUAUAGCAAUAGUGAGGGCAGAACGAGACAUAUCUUGCAGAGUUUUUGUAAUGACAGUCGCUUUACUUGUAUAUAACUCGUUCAGGAGCUCAUGUAUCUUAGAUUUGGUUCAUAAUUGAAUGAAAUCUGUUAUAUUCA